AUGGUUGAAGAAAGCAAGGCAGCCCAAGAGGCUGUCAAGGCCGUGGACUCGGAGCAGGACGACACACUGGAUCAAGAUGUCACACAGGUUGACAGCCGUAGCUCCAAGGUUCCCCUGAGCAUGAAGAUCAUAGCGGUUGCUCUGGUCAGCGCGAUCGGAUUUGGUUCGCACUGGAGCAGCGGCGUCACUGGGGCUAUGAAGAGUACUUUGAAGAAGGAACUCAACAUCAACAAUACUCAGUAUGCUGUUCUCGAGGCCAGCGAGGAUUUCAUGGUGACAGCCUUGAUCUUGGUCAGCGGUUUGGUAACUGACAGAAUAGGAGGCGCCGGUGCAAUGUUGUACGGCAAUGCCAUCUUCUCCGUCGGGGCCAUCCUGAUAGCGGCAGCCACGCAGGUUCGAAACUACAAGUUCAUGAUCUUUGGAACUAUUGUCCAGGCGCUCGGGGACAUCGCAACCCAGGUCGCUCAGUACAAAAUCUUUUCUUCCUGGUUCGCACCAUCCAACGGCUUUGCCUCGACGCUUGGCUUUGAGCUCGGCAUCGGCAAGAUCGGCUCCUUUGUCGGCCAGGCCACGGCCAACAUCAUCGCGACCAACCUCGGCGACUUUGCGUGGGUCUACUGGAUGGCUGUCUUCAUGAACCUCUUUACCAACGUUGCGACUCUUGUCUUUUACUUCUUCAACAAGUGGUCUGAAAAGCGCUAUGGAAACCUCCGCGACCCGGCGACCGGCGAGAAGCUCACCGAAAAGAGCGAGAAGUGGGACUUCAGGAAGAUGCUCGAGCUGCCUUGGCCGUUCUGGCUCGUCAUCAUGUUCUCGCUCUUCCAGACCUCGGCCGCCAUCAUUUUCUCCCAAAACGCCACCGAGCUGGCCGAGCAGCGCUUCAACGUCUCAGCCGUGACCGCAGGCUGGUACUCUUCGCUGUCCCAGUACAUGGGGUUCUUCUUCGUGCCGUUAGUCGGCAUUUUCAUCGAUAUACUCGGGAAUCGCCUCAGCGUUAUGAUGGUAUGCGGUUGUGGCAUGCUUGUUGCUAUGUGUUUGGCAGCCUGGGGUCCAACAGUCAGCGGUACAGCCGCGAGUUUUGGUGUCUACGCAGUCGCACUGACUCUGGGCCCUACUGUCAUCGUCGAUUCUAUUCGCACAUCUAUGUGGUACCAUGAGGUGUUUGGCUCAGCCUAUGCUGUCAAGAUCGCUGUCAAUAAUAGCAUGAACAUCAUUGUGAGGGUCAUCACUGGUGUUAUCCAAGAUGCAGAUGACAACAGCUAUGACAGAGUCGUCAUUGUCUAUGUCUUCCUUACGGCUGCAUCUGUCUUGGUAGCCCUUGUCAGUCUCAGCCUGGGUUUCAUCAAACCCGACAUUGGCAGACUUCAGUGGACGAGGAAGAAGAGGAUCCUGAACGGCCACAUCAUUGUGGAACUGAAGGACGAGUUUGAGAAGGGGCAGCGCGGGAGGCGCAACAAGCUCUUCAGCAAAAGCUGUUUCAUUGCAUUGCUAAUAUUCAUUCUGGGGUCAUGGGCUGCAUAUUUCUGGGGCGUUGCCACUGGUAACAAUGAUUGA
This is a messenger RNA of Cryphonectria parasitica EP155, 1554 nucleotides long. Its product is annotated as MFS general substrate transporter. Gene Ontology annotation, molecular function: transmembrane transporter activity. The coding region runs from base 1 to 1554 and encodes 517 amino acids. Gene Ontology annotation, biological process: transmembrane transport. Lineage: Eukaryota; Fungi; Ascomycota; Sordariomycetes; Diaporthales; Cryphonectriaceae. The transcript has 4 exons. The record is from RefSeq and is a predicted model, not a curated record.